This is a messenger RNA of Salarias fasciatus (jewelled blenny), 920 nucleotides long. It is a transcript of the gene arv1, whose product is annotated as ARV1 fatty acid homeostasis modulator. The transcript is spliced from 5 exons. The coding region runs from base 46 to 771 and encodes 241 amino acids. Lineage: Eukaryota; Metazoa; Chordata; Actinopteri; Blenniiformes; Blenniidae. Gene Ontology annotation, biological process: intracellular sterol transport; sphingolipid metabolic process; sterol metabolic process. Gene Ontology annotation, cellular component: Golgi apparatus; cortical endoplasmic reticulum. The record is from RefSeq and is a predicted model, not a curated record.
CUGUCAUGUGUUAGCAUGUUUCUGUAGCUGUUUUCUCAUUAAAUAAUGGAAAUAGAAGAAUUUAGGUGUGUUGAAUGUAACGAAAAAGCCACAGAACUUCACCGGGAUUACAGUAACGGGAUUCUGAAGAUUACAAUCUGUGAUUCGUGCCACAAACCGGUGGACAAAUACAUCGAGUAUGAUCCGGUCAUCAUCCUCAUCGAUGCUCUGCUGUGCAAGACUCAGGCUUUCAGACACAUCCUGUUCAACACCAAGCUCAAUAUCCACUGGAAGCUGUGUGUGUUCUGCCUGCUGUGUGAAGCCUACCUGCGGUGGUCUCGGCUGCACGGCUCGGAGCAGAGCAGCGACCCGGCGGACUUCAUCCGCUACACCAAGGAGUGGGAGUUCUACGGCAUGUUCGGGACGGCGGCGCUCGAGCUGGCGGCGUUCUGCGGCGGCGUGCUGUGCUUCCUGUGGGCGGCGCUGUGCGGCCUGCGGCGGCGCUCCGUGAGGCUCCGCCCACUCCUGCGAGCCCUGCUGCUCUCCUGCUACGGCAAAGUCCUGCUGAUCCCGGCCGUCAUCUGGGAGCACGACUACUCCCCCAUCUGCAUCGCUCUCAUCGAGGUCUUCGUGCUCACGUCCAACUCCCAGGCCAUCAGAGUGACUCUGAACAGCAGCAGACGCCUGUCCCUGUCCGCCGUCUGUCUCGGCCUGCUGUCGGAGACGUGCGUCGCUCGGCUCUGCCGGACGUUUUCCUGGAGUUUCCUCGACGCGGCGACGGCGUCGGACUGAAGCUACAGUCGGACUCGGUCAGCUGGUACAACCGGCGCCGAUCAGAACACCGGCGCCGAACCGUUACACUCCUGAACUGACUCUGAUUUGAAAUGUAAAUUAUUCUGUUGAGAUCUGUGAUCCGUUUUGUUCUGUUUUAAUAAAACACA